This is a messenger RNA of Scleropages formosus (Asian bonytongue), 704 nucleotides long. It is a transcript of the gene dnajc19, whose product is annotated as DnaJ (Hsp40) homolog, subfamily C, member 19. Gene Ontology annotation, cellular component: PAM complex, Tim23 associated import motor. The record is from RefSeq and is a predicted model, not a curated record. NCBI's taxonomy places the organism in Eukaryota, Metazoa, Chordata, Actinopteri, Osteoglossiformes, Osteoglossidae. Bases 150 to 500 code for a protein of 116 amino acids. The transcript has 6 exons. Gene Ontology annotation, biological process: protein import into mitochondrial matrix. Gene Ontology annotation, molecular function: ATPase activator activity.
UUUACGGCCUUUUUGGUACACAGUUGACCUUAGACACUGUGUACAUACGGUUUGCCUGAAAUAUGGGGAGUUAAAAGCAGUGGUUUUUUUUAAUUUAAAUUAAUGGGACGUUAUGCUUGCAGUUGUGACGACGGUGCAAUACGAAAAACAUGGCCAGUACCGUGGUGGCAGUAGGAGUGGCGCUGGCUGCCGCCGGAUUUGCGGGACGAUAUGCUCUCCAGGCAAUGAAACAGAUGGAGCCACAAGUGAAACAAGCCCUUCACCAGCUCCCUCAAUCUGCCUUCGGUUCCGGUUACUACAGGGGAGGAUUUGAGCCCAAGAUGACGAGACGGGAAGCUGCCCUCGUUUUGGGGGUCAGCCCCACAGCUAAUAAAAGCAAGAUUCGAGAAGCUCACAGAAAACUGAUGAUCCUGAACCAUCCAGACAGAGGUGGCUCUCCGUACUUGGCCGCAAAGAUAAACGAAGCUAAAGAUCUCCUCGAGGGACAGGCCAAGAAGUGAGGGAGCAUCACAUUCUGAGCAGAAGUUGACCUGAAGCGAUGUGUGCUGUUUUUUUUAUUUACAGCUUGAGGAAAGUAUUCCAGCAGCACUUUAUCACUUGUUAAAUGUGCAAAAAACAAGCGAAAGAGGGCAGUUUUGCUGCACUAAUCAAGUGCUAUUGGACUGAAUGGGUAAUACUUCAAUAAAAUGCUGGGUCACCUGCCA